GAAAAAUUUGUAUUGGUGUGAAAAAUGAUUCCCGGACGUGCCCUGCACUAUGUUCUCAAGAUUGGAGAUCGUGCCAAGAAUAUUCACUUCUUCAGGAACAUUUUGGGAAUGAAGGUGCUUCGUCAUGAGGAAUUUACGGAAGGUUGUGAUGCUCAAUGCAAUGGGCCGUACGAUAAUCGAUGGAGCAAGACAAUGAUUGGGUAUGGCCCAGAAUCGGAUUUCUUUGUCGUUGAACUAACUUACAACUACGGCGUGAAAUCAUACGAGCUGGGCAAUGAUUUCGGUGGGAUGACAAUCAAAGACGGGGAAAUUCUCUCUCGAGCAAAGAAUCUCAACUAUCCCGUGUCCAAGGAUGGCGAGAGGGAUGUUCUCCUCAGCCCAGAUGGGUACAAAUUCUUCAUUCAAGCUGCGGAAUCUUCCACAGCUGAUAAAGUCUCGAAAGUAACGCUCCACUGUACGAAUCUCAAGCGUUCCCUUGACUACUGGAAUGGUUUGCUGGAGAUGGAGAUUAACUCUCAAGAGGAAAGGAGUGCUCUGCUUAGUUAUGCCGUGAAUCAGGCAAAGUUGGAAUUGAAAGAGAUUGCAGAGCCUCUCAAUCGCGCCAAGGCCUACGGGAGGAUUGCCUUUGCUGUUCCAGCCAACAUUCAACCGGAAAUUGACAGGAAAAUUAAGGCAAAUAAUGAGACAAUUCUUACACCACUCAUCUCUCUCGAUACUCCCGGAAAAGCCACCGUUCAGGUCAUUAUUCUCGCUGAUCCUGAUGGCCAUGAGAUCUGCUUUGUAAACGAAGAAGGAUUCUCGGAGCUAUCCAAAGUGGAUCCGGCAAGUGAUCAGGAACUCGAGAAGUACAUCAAGAAGGAUCCAUUCCAGCAGUAAGAGCCAUGAAAAAGAAUUCUUUAUAUUUUUUUCUUAUUAAAUGGUGAUUUAUUGCAGAUAA
Messenger RNA from Lutzomyia longipalpis, 937 nucleotides. Its product is annotated as glyoxalase domain-containing protein 4. The coding region runs from base 25 to 876 and encodes 283 amino acids. NCBI's taxonomy places the organism in Eukaryota, Metazoa, Arthropoda, Insecta, Diptera, Psychodidae. The transcript is spliced from 3 exons. The record is from RefSeq and is a predicted model, not a curated record.